CACAGAUUCUUAUUGUUUUGUGAUGCUAACACUGGCCUUGUAUGACUUGGUAGCAAUAACAAAAUGGACGCCAUGUUGUUUUCCUUCCUGGAUCACACAAGGCUAAGAUUGUUGAGCAUUUCCUUGUUCUUGUUAGGACUUGACGCAAAACUGCUUUAUUUUUCGCAGAGCCUUGAGCUCUUAAGAAGACUUGUAAUGGAAAAAAUGUAAAAAAAAAAAAAUGUAGCUUUUAUCUAUGAGUUGCUAUGGCUACCUGUGUCGCAGCUAACCAAAAAAAAAAAAGAAAUGUCGUCGCCAGGAGAACGUAGCGUACGUUUCCUUCCCCACACACCAAGACAAAUAAUCAAACCGAAAGAGAAGCCGUUUAUUCAUUCAUUUACGGGCCCCGCCCGUGUCUGUCGAGCUUGACAGUUAAUGGCCGCCAUGACGGCUUCUCAUCACGACACGACACGGCACGAGGUUGUGAUCCCUCACGUGCUGACAGGGGGUUAAGCGACUGAAUGGCGAUAACACAGACAUUCGAAGCACUCUAUCACAACCAUAAUGACAUUACACCGCUACUCCAUUGCUUCCACUCCCUUCCUUGGUAAUCUUGUUAAAAUCCCAGUGAUUGGAAUGGCGGUGACAGGGAGACAAACGACCCGCGGAGCCGAAAGCGGAAGUGCGGCGAGCUUUUGUGGCGUUGCCAUGGCGCCGCACAGACACCGUAGGUAAUGAAAUGCACCUUAAAAUGCAGUUUCGAGUUCGACGAUGGACUGUGUACCGUCAUGUCUCGACGGCGGUGGUGUAAGACGACACCGGCAGUCGCCGACAAGUAUUGUGCGGUGAGUUCCACCUCCGCCUGUAACUGUGUGUGUGUGUGUGUGUGUGUGUGUGUUUGUACAGGAGAGCUCAUGAGGCCAAGACCAUGGGUCUCUAAGACAUGUGUGGACACUUCAGGGACACUCUGGAGCAAAGUAAACCGUUACCGACUUGUCAAAACCAAUCACUGCUGAAGAAUGGAGGACGACGUGGAAUCAAUGGACAGCAGAACCGAGAGUCCUCUGAGCCCGACUCAGCUCACGGGAUUGGGGAUGAGCUGUAAGUAUCGCCAACGUGGGCCGGGUCUGGCCAGUCCUCAAGAGUACAACCAAUGGCUUCCUUUCCGCCAUGACGCAAGUCUUCUGCCAAUGAAAGAAGACCUGGCUCUUUGGUUCAACACCAUUAUGGGUGUGGACCUCACCGCCGACAGUCUAAUGGACAGAUUGGACAACGGCGUACUUCUUUGUCAAAUGGCACAGUUCCUUCAGGACAAGAUGAGCCACAGUAGCAACACGAAGCCUUUGACCAGAAGAGUGAUCCACUGGAGAGCCGAUGCCACUUCGGGAUCGUUUUUUGCCAGGGACAACACAGCCAACUUCCUCUAUUGGUGCUGUAAGAUUGGCGUUGACAGAGCCCACCUUUUUGAAUCCGAGGAUUUGGUCCUCCACAAACAACCUCGGGAGGUGUGCCUGUGUUUGAUGGCGCUGGGACGCAUCGCUGCAAGGUACGGAGUGGAACCUCCAGGCCUGGUGAAGUUGGAGAAAGAGCUGGAAGGAGAAGAAGCGGGGCUCACAUCUCCACCGUCCCCGCUUCCCUUCUCCUUUUUCCCGUCCUCGGUGCUUCGCUCCCAAUCAACCACCACUCCUUCCCAAGCGGCGGCCAUUACUCCCAAUAUAACCCGUCUCCGUGAAGACCACAUCACCUCUGAUUCAUUACCCUUAUCUUUAUCCCCUCCGCAGUCCUACAUCUCAACCCCCAAAUUCUCCACAACCACAUCUUCAACGCAAACCUCACUUGGUCUUACUCAGUUAGCCACACCCCCUACAUCCUCCCCGCCGUCAAAUCCGAACCGGCACUCCAAAUACAGCAAGCGAAAAAGCAAUGGUUCACGUAACAUUUUGGAUGACAUUGUGAGAAAUAUUAUUGAAAACCCCCCCUGCAGCUGUCCAACCAGGUUCCCCAUUGAAAAGCAGCCAAAGGGUUGUUAUCGUGUUGGGGAAAAAGUUCUUUACAUACGAAUGCUGAAUGAGCGUCACGUGAUGGUCCGCGUGGGCGGCGGCUGGGAGACGUUUUUGAGCUACCUUCAGAAACACGACCCCUGCAGAGGAGGACCGGUGGGCAGAUCCGAGGCCAAAGCUAAGCCACUCACGUUGAACACGUCGCCCGACAGCUACAUGGUGGUCGACGCCCAUUACCGGGCCAGGAAGUAGACCCCGAUCAUUCAGACUGAUUGUUUCAACCUAGUGUUGGUCGCACCGUGAGUGGGACGGUGGUACGAGUUGAUAUGACCGUGUAACCUUUCGUGGACGAAUUGCUCACUCACGGUGCGAUCAAGAUGCAAAAAGAACAGAAGUCAUGAAAUCCAACCACAUGCUCGCUCACGGUGCGAUCAACACAAACGCAAGGUGGACAAGGAAGCCUUGUAGUACGCGUUCAUGGUGGUCAAUGCCCAUUACCGGGCCAAGAAGUAGACCCGAUCCGCCAGACUGCAUCCAAGAAAACUGCACAAGAAUCUGUUAUUGUUUCAACCUAGUGUUGGUCGCACCGUGAGUGGGAUGGUAGUAUGAGUUGAUGACCGUGUAACCUUUUGUGGACGAAUUGAUCGCAUCACGGUGCGAUCAAGAUGCACAAAAAAAAACAGUGGGUCAUGAAAUCCAACCACACGCUCACUCACGGUGCGAUCAACACAAACGCAAGGUGGACAAGGAAGCCUUGUAGUACACGUUCAUGGUGGUCAACGCCCAUUACCGGGCCAGGAAGUAGACCCCGAUCAUCCAGACUGAUUGUUUCAACCUAGUGUUUGUCGCACCGUGAGUGGGACGGUGGUACGAGUUGAUAUGACCGUGUAACCUUUCGUGGACAAAUUGCUCACUCACGGUGCGAUCAGGAUGCAAAAAGAACAGAAGUCAUGAAAUCCAACCACAUGCUCACUCACGGUGCGAUCAAAACAAAAGCAAGGUGGACAAGGAAGCCUUGUAGUACACGUUCAUGGUGGUCAACGCCCGUUACCGGGCCAAGAAGUAGACCCGAUCCGCCAGACUGCAUCCAAGAAAACUGCACAAGAAUCUGUUACUGUUUCAACCUAGUGUUGGUCGCACCGUGAGUGGGACGGUGGUACGAGUUGAUAUGACCGUGUAACCUUUUGUGGACGAAUUGAUCGCAUCACGGUGCGAUCAAGAUGCACCAAAAAAAACAGUGGGUCAUGAAAUCCAACCACAUGCUCACUCACGGUGCGAUCAACACAAACGCAAGGUGGACAAGGAAGCCUUGUAGUACGCGUUCAUGGUGGUCAACGCCCAUUACCGGGCCAGGAAGUAGACCCCGAUCGUCCAGACUGAUUGUUUCAACCUAGUGUUGGUCGCACCGUGAGUGGGACGGUGGUACGAGUUGAUGACCGUGUAACCUUUCGUGGACGAAUUGAUCGCAUCACGGAGCGAUCAAGAUGCACCAAAAAAAAACAGUGGGUUAUGAAAUCCAACCACAUGCUCACUCACGGUGCGAUCAACAAAAAACGCAAGGUGUGCUGGGAAGCCUUGAUCGUAUCAUUAACAAGAUGGCGGUACAAGUUCAUGAUCCUGUGCUCUUUUGUGGAUGACUUGUUCACUCACGGUGCGAUCAAACUGCACAAUAGAACAGAGGGUCAUCAAAUCCAACCACAUGUUCACUCACGGUGCGAUCAACAAAAAACGCAAGGUGGGCCGGGAAGCCUUGAUCGCAUCAUCGGCGAGAUGGCGGUACAAGUUAGUGCACGACUAGCUCACUCACGGUGCGAUCGAGAUAAAGACAAGGUUUGAUUGCACCGGGAGAAAGAUAGAUAACAUUGGAUCGUCAUCUCAACACAAACAAAAACACCAACUGGAGAGCAAAAGAACACAAAAGGGUCACCAACUUGUGCCGCUAACUGCUCUCACGGUGCAGUCAAGGCUGCGCCACUCACGGUGCGAUCACGGCUCAACACAGCAGGCCGUGUGCUUGUGUCGCCGGCAAUGUGAGUGACACACAAGUACAAGUUGAUGACCCUCUGUUCUUUUUUUUUUAACAUGACUACCCCACUCACGGUGCGAUAAAAAAACAAAGACCAGGAUGACUAUUUAGCUUAUUUAGUGCAACUCUCAUGUUUAUUUUUAAUCUAUGCACUAUUUGUAUGUUUUCAGUCAGUAAUAUGCAAAUUAUGUGUUUUAGUCUUGUAUUAUUAUUAUUAUUAUUAUUAUUGUUUAUGACAGAAAUGUUUUUUUGGAUACUUUAUUUAAAUAAUGAUAAUAACAAAUAAUAAAAGUAUUGACUUAUAUGCUACAUGCAGUCAGUUUAAGUCUCCAAAUGGGUUUUAUGUAUAGCAUAUUAUGCAGAAAUAUGGCCUAUUAUGUAUUGAAUAUUCUUGUAGUCGCUGCUAAAAUACAUAUUUAUAUAUACUUAUAUGUACAGUCUAUACAUGCAUAUUUAUAAGAUAUAGUUUCCUCCUCUAGAUGGCAUCAUGUGCCCAGUGACAAAAGGCCACAUCAGCGCCCCGGAUGGAGGCAUGCAUGCUGCAAAAAAAAAAAAAAAAAAAAAAAAAAAAAAUGGAAAUAACUCCCACAAGUGCACGUUUUAUUUUUUUUAAAUUUUAUUAAAAUAAUAUUAUGAAAAACUGGACUUUUUUAUACUGAAAUAAAAGACAAUAAGAACAUGCAUGUUAUGUUGUUAUGUGUUUUUAAUCUCCACAAAAAACACAUGCAGUGUUACGGAAGUGGGAGAAAUAUGGGAUCCAAACCAGCGCCCCUUUUUUUUUUGUUUAUCAAAACACAGGAAGUUGAUCUUCUUCAAGGAUAUAUAUAUAUAUAUAUAUAUAUUAUAUAUAUUUUCUCCCAAGUGCUUGUUUUGGUUUUGGAAUGUAUCGGUAAUAAAGUCGUACAAAUCCGUAUUAUUGUAUUGUUGUGUUAUUUAAAAUACAUUUUUGCAUGUGUGCUUAAUAAUGUGCAGUUAAUGUGGAUUUGGGCGACAAAAGAAAAUGGCAGAUUGUUGCCUAAAAAGCACCGGUGGCCGACGCGUAGAAAUACAGAAAUGAUCCAAGACCAUGAAAUAAGAGGAACAAUGCUACAAUCACAUAGUCACUACUAAUUUGACCAA
This is a messenger RNA of Doryrhamphus excisus (bluestripe pipefish), 5124 nucleotides long. The record is from RefSeq and is a predicted model, not a curated record. Lineage: Eukaryota; Metazoa; Chordata; Actinopteri; Syngnathiformes; Syngnathidae.